GAGUUUGGGAAGGAGAGGAGAGAGGAGAUGCAGUUUGGAGCCAUCAGUGGGUGCCCCAGCACCAGGCAAUGAGCACUGCAGCGCUGCCUCUGCUCUGUGGACUUCAGUCUGUGUUAAAGUCCUGCUGGGAGCCCACGAAGGAGUGGUUUUCCCACUGCCAGCAAUAGGAGCAGGAGCAGCCAGAUGUGGGGGAAGCGGAGAGCUGUGGCCCUUGGGGGAGAGGCAGGGAGGGCUUUUCCAGCUGCUCCCACUCUCUGCGCCUUGCAGGCAUCUCCCUGCAACCUUCUGCCCCCAUCCCACACAGCGAGGUGCAGGUUCUGCCCUCCCCAGCCCUCCUCUUCCCCAAGCUGAGUGCCCAGGGCUGAGCCCGGAUCUCCUGGCCCUGUGACUCACGCCCAGGUGAAAUCUGGCUCCGUGGCAGCUGACAAGCACUGCCCUGCAGGCACUGCAUCAGCAGCAGACGUGUCCCGAAGGAGCACCCGGUGCUCGCUGCCUUUGCCCCAGGAUUUAAAAGCCACUGAGCCCCCCGAGGGACCAUCCCAGCAUGUCCCGGCCACGGCAAAGCCGGGCUCUCAUCAUUGUCAACACCGAUUUCUGCAGCAGUGAUGGCGAUGUGGGGCUCAGGCCCCGCAGAGGAGCCAGGAGGGAAGCUGAGAAGCUCUCUCGUGUGCUGGCGCAGCUCAGCUACAGGGUGAAGCUGUUGCACAACAGGACGGCCAAGGAGAUGGAGGUCCUCUACCAGCAAGAAUGCAGCCGUGAGCACGGGGAUUACUUCGUGAGCAUCAUCUCCAGCCAUGGGGAGGAGGGGGCCGUGUUGGGCUGUGACUGCAGACCGCUCCGGCUCAGCCGCAUCUUCCACAUCUUGUCGGCACAGAACUGCCCAGUGCUCGCAGAGAGACCCAAAGUCUUCUUCAUCCAGGCAUGUCGGGGGGCUGCGCUGGACCAGGGGGUUUUUGUGGAGACUGACAGUGGGCAGCCGGAGCCAGACAGCUUCUCGGAGUACCUGCACAUCCCCCCCAACACCGCUGUGAUGUUCGCCUGCAGUCCUGGCUACGGGGCCUUCCUGAACCCCGCGGGAUCCAUGUUCCUGCAGGCCCUGCUGGCGGCGCUGGCCGGGGAGGAGCGCAGCCUGGCCCUGAGCCGCAUGGCCACCCGCCUCAACGCGGCCGUAGCCCUGGGCUGCCAGGCCCGCGGUGCCUACGAGGGCUGCAAGCAGAUGCCCUGCUUCGUCACCAACCUCCCGUGGGACGUCUUCCCCUUCUCGGCUGCGGGUGAAGCCCUUCCCAGCACAGACAUGCAGGGAGGGAUGGAGGAGGAGGAGGAGGAGCGGCAGAAGCCCGCAGCCUCUUAGGGGGAAAAGGAGAAACGCAACCGAAACCCCGGCAGAAAGGUGCCCUGGGGUGCUGGAGCUGCCCAGGGUAUGAGGAAAUUCUAGGGUGCGUCGUUCCCCAUCACGACGUAUUGGGAUGGAUGUCACCCUGCCGCCCCACGGCAGCCCGGGCUGUGGCUACGCAGUGCUCCAGCAGCGCCCAGAUCCCCUCUGUCCCCUUCGUGAAUGAGCCCCAGUGCUGUGAACCCCACCUUAUCGAUCUGUUAUCCAAGUGACCCUGCACAGGCCACAAAACACAGGCUUUUUUUCUGAGAGAGGAAAGGCUGAUGUUUGCCUGCCUGGUGCCCUGCCCGCAAGGAAAACACUGCACUGGUGUAAAGAUGGCAGCAGUUUGUCCUUACUUCAUUCGAAACUUAAAGAAUAAACAGAGACCAAUGGUCAGACCCAGCGGGUUGACUCAGACCAGGAGUCAGGGCAUGGCUUUGGGAACGUCCACCAAGGCAGACCUCAGCUCACGACCAAAAGCUGCAUCUUUGUGAACCUCCUCCUGCUGUGGGGAAGGGGAGGGUGAUGGGCUGGGACACCCUGUGGCCCCCGUGCUUUUGCUCAAGGCUGGGUCUUCCCCUUGUCUCUAGCACCACAAACGAGCACAACGAAGCAGCACCUGCACGGCUCACCUGUGUGCUCACCCAUUAAAUCUGCAUCACCUCCACCCCGAGAGCCUCUCAGACAAACAGCGCUCACGUUGGUAUUUCUCAACCCUGAGCAACACAGCUCCGAUAGGCAGAGCCCUACCCUGCUCUGUAGAUAACUUUGGGCUCAACUAGCAGGACUUUGGACCCUCAGCAGACAGGUGGUACCACUGCCCUGACCGCCCCAUGCUCCAGGGUGCUCACAUCACUGCCUCUCGUUGGGGGACCUCCUGAGCUGCUCCCUCCCUAUGCACUUGCUCUGCCUGUAAGAAGAAAACAGUUUGGAGACUCCUACAGCACUCCCAGGUCAGAGUGAAGCUGGGCAUUGGGCUUAGAGUUGUUGGAGGAGUGCAAUUCUUGCUUCUCUGGGAAAUGACACUGAAGAUGCACAGCAAUGCUUCCACCCCUUGUAGGAAGGCUCCAAAGAGCACUCCAGCCCAACACACAAUCAGUUUUCAUUUUCAAUCUCCUGCUUUCACCAUUCUGCCUCCCCCAGGCUCUCAGUGACCCAGUCAAGAGGGAGA
Meleagris gallopavo (turkey) is the source of this 2546-nucleotide messenger RNA. RefSeq names its product caspase-7-like. The record is from RefSeq and is a predicted model, not a curated record. Gene Ontology annotation, biological process: proteolysis. Gene Ontology annotation, molecular function: cysteine-type endopeptidase activity. NCBI's taxonomy places the organism in Eukaryota, Metazoa, Chordata, Aves, Galliformes, Phasianidae.